GUUUAUCACCAAUUUUAUCACCAAUUUUAUGCAUGUCCCAACUUCCUCUCCGGUGCCUCUAUCAAAAGUGCAAUAAUUAUUAGGUAAAGAUCAUUAACUAAACAAGUGCAUAAACCUAUUAUGGAUAAGUGGGGAAAUGAUAACUAUGAUUGUUGCUAUUAUUGAUGCUGAAGCUUUGCAGCUCUUUCUAUUUCUUGCAGCUACCAAUAGCUAUAGGGGUGGUAGAUUAUGCUCGAGAUAUGUAUUAAUUGUAUGCUUAAGUUAACAGCCUGAGCCAGCAUUUCUUGGAAGAGUGUUUCCGCCCCUGAAAGUAAUAAUAUGUGCUGGUAAUGAUCUAAUGUUUGGCUGCUGGUUUGAUUUGUAUUGCUUAGGCGAUGGAGAUGGAAUAAUUCAAGUAGCCUUACUAGAUCUAGACAGUUUAGGUGCAUCAGGUGCUCAAUGCUGCACCGUGUUCUGUCACAUACUAAGCUACAAUUAAUCAUGCACAUGCAUGCAUGGACAGAAAUAAUAAAUAAUUGUCCUGAACCAGGAGCACAUAUUACAGAAAGAGCGUCUAACUCUAUACAUGGGUGUGGGAAUCACUGUUUUCCUAAACACCGCAUUGCCUUAUAAGAAGAGUGUUUAAGUACUGUGUAUAAAUUAUGGACCGCGGUCAGCCUGUGAAUAUCAUUAUGAACGGAUGUUGUAUGUAGUGAAGCAGCAGGAGAGCUAGGUUGAGCCAGAAAGAGCUACCCUGGGGUGAACUGUCAUAAAUUGAUUAGGUAAAGAUCAUUACAGAAGUGCAAUGCUAUUAGCUAACCGAAAUAAUAAUUAUAUGCCACUAUAGGAAGUCCUGUCCUAGCUGUAUUACAUAAAUUAAAGGGCAUUUUCUGUAUAUUUCAAUGCAACUAAAUCUAGAUCUAGACUUCUAGACAUGACAAAUGAAAUCUGCUUGGAUCACUUGAAGGCAGUUCUAGUGUGUGGCGUAUUGCUCUCUUAUUUCAGUGCAGGUAUAUAUAACACUAAUUUAUAGAUUGUUUCAACCAGAUAGUAUAUAGACUAUUAAUUAUCACUGCUUUAAUUGUUAUACCCACACUAGUUCCAUUUGUCCUAAUGAAAUUGUCACCUUUACCUGCGCUCUGCCUGGUACUACGGGUGUGGACCUUCAAUGGACAGUAACCCCACCACCUGGACUGAAUGUGCCUACCGGUAGUGCAUCUGGGUUAGUGAGUAACAGUAUUGUAACAAGGGAGAUUGGCUCUGAUGGGUUCAUGUUCCGGGCUGAUUACUCCGGACACAAUGGAGGCAUGAUCAUAUCGACACUCACCACUCUCACCAUGGUGACAGCGCUGGGUGGAGCUAUGGUGAACUGUCUAGUGAUAGGAGGAGCAGGAGAAGGUCCAAUACCCAUCAGCGUGGCAGACACACAUUUUACACAGAUCUCCCCUCCCCUCCCUUGAACCCAACAAUUUCCUUCACUCUGAACCGACCCAGUUUCUCUAAUAUCUCUCUGAAUUGGGACCCUCCCUCAUCUACUGGUGGUGUGUCUGUCAGCUAUAUCCUUAUCAUCUCCCCAACACCUCUCUCUGUGUCAUCAGUCACCAUGGAGACCACAUCAGCACAGAUCAUUGUCUCCUAUAACACACCCUACAACGUGACUGUCAGAGCUGUCAACUGUGCUGGAAUGAGUAUUGCUUCAAUGCGGUUCACUAUACCUUCCAUAGGCAAGCAAAUGUUAAAUUACUGUCCCAACAACUAAUACUUCUCUCAGUUUCCUGUCCCUCCUCCCUCUCUGCUGCUCAGUAGUGGGGUGGUAAACAUCCAGAUACCCAGUGUACCUACUGUGGACUCCACACUUACCUUCACUUGUUCUGAAGAUAAUUAGAUAGUAACCUCUAUCUGUGGCAAUAAUGGACGAUGGAGUCCUAACCCUGAGAAUUUCAUGUGCCUGAAACCCCCAGUGACCUGCCCAGUUCCCGGAUCCCCCUCUAUGGGUGGUGUGAACACUAGUGGUCAGUCUUACACAGAGGGGUCACAGGUCAUCUAUCAGUGCAAUGAUGAACACUUUCCCGAGGGUUUUCUGACUGCAACUUGCACAAGAGAUAGACAAAAUGGAGUGUGGGAUCCUAAUCCAAGUGCUGUGGUGUGCAGGACUUUGCCAGUCAACUGCACUGUCCCUGAGGACCCAUCCAACGGCACUACUAUAGUGAACUAUGAGAGGUUGAACGAGACAGUGUUGGAGGGAAUAGUGCUGACUUACCAGUGUGACAAUGGACUCUCACUGACUGGACUCUCACUGACUGGACCCAGCACCAUCAUUUGCACUAAUGCUGGAGUCUGGAGCACUGAGCCUGACACCAUCAUGUGUGUACCCACAACAACUGUCCCUCUACUGGCUGAUAACGUUGGGCUAUAGCUGGUGGUUCUCUUAGCAGUCUGUUUGUGGUGGUACUGGUUGUUGUGGUGUUCAUAGUCUUAGUAAUUAUCAACAAAAAGUGAAGGAAAGGUUGUUUCAUGUUAAACUGACUCUUUAUGACUUGGUUCAAUAGGUAGCAGCCAACUAUCAGACGAUAAAGUUCCAAAAGUCGCAGCUGGUCCAGUAUACGAGGAAGUCGGUCUAGCAACAGCGCAAAGAACACAAGACAUUCAAGUGGAGUCCAAUGAAGCUUAUGAACAAAUGGCAAAGCAAAACAUUGAGUUGCAGUCAAACCAGGCUUAUGGAGAACUCAAAUAUACAGCUUAAUAUAUUGAACUGAACUAUACUUGUUUGUUGAUUCAAUAUGGUAUAAGAUAGCAAUCAUUCCCAUGGGUAUUCUGACUGCCACUAGCACAACAGAUGGACAAAAUGGAGUACGAGAGCCUGAUCUCAGUACUAUACAUAGUGCUGUUACUUUAUUAACUGCGUGCUGUCCUACAAGGUCAACUGCACUGCCCCUGAGGAGCCAAGCCAUCAGCAGCCAGGGUGCUUUUCAUUAUUUAUAGUUGAGGGUGUAUUUUGUGCAAACACUGUUGUGUUUGAGUUUUGUGAUGGUCUCCUACUGAAUGUGUGGGUGGAAGUAUGCAAAAUAAUAUUAUUUUUCUGAUCUUACACUAAUUUGUAUGGUGCAUGUGGUUUUCUUGGCUUCCUUUAUUACUAAAUAUUAGUCUGAAAAGAGGUGUGUUCUUUUUAAUUAAAUACUAUUUUCUAUGAGUCCUAGAUCUAGAUCAGGCCUCCUGCAAUCCUGCGAUGCAAGUAAAAGCAGUUAUUAUCACUAUUCAGUUGUUUGCUACUAGUGUUGCAGCCACACUGACAUCCACCUCCACUGUGGCCUGUCCUGAUGACACUGUCACCUUCACCUGCACUCUGCCUGGUAGUCUCAUACGAUGGAUGGUCACUUCUCCACAACUGCAAGUAUUUACCAUAACUGUGGACACCAGCAACACUGAUGUCACACAAGGUAAUCCAGCAUUCCGUAGUGUUUUCACUGACUCUAGUGGAGGAAUGGUUACUGCCAAUCUCGUCUCACUGUCUGAGGCCUCCAUUGUAGAAGGUACUAUGGUGUUGUGUGAUGGAGAGAGCUCACGAGAAGGUCCUCUCACUAUCACUGUGGCUGAUCCACCCUCCCCUCUACUCAACCCAAGAGUAUCAUUCACUCUAAACCAACCCAGUUCCUCUAAUAUCACUCUGGAGUGGGACUCCCCCUCCUCUACUGGUGGUGUGUCUGUCAGCUAUGUUCUCACCAUCUCCCCAACACCUCUCUCUGGGUCACCAGUCACUGUGGAGACCACCUCCACACAGAUAACCAUCUCCUACAACACUUUAUACAAUGUGACCGUCAGAGCUGUCAACUGUGUUGGAAUGAAUGAAAGUUUAAUUGUUGAUCUAACUCCUUCUUGUAAUACAGUGGUGUGCCCCACACCGUCUACUGCUGCUGGUGUGACCAUCAUCAACACACCUCCUGUCACUAUUGGUGGAUCCAUGCUCUCCUUCACUUGUAGUGGAGACAAUGAAGUGAGAACCUCAACCUGUGGCAUUAAUGGAUGGUCUCCUGACCCUGGGACCGUUGACUGCAACAGUCCAGUUACAGAUCCCCCAGUCAUCUGUAGUUCUCCUGCCACACCGUCUGGAGGUCGUGUGGACAUCAGUGGUGUCCCACCACCUUUCUCAUUGGGUUCAGAAGUUAUAUAUCGCUGUGACGAGAGACUGUUUCCCCUUGAUGUGAGGACCAGCAUAUGCACUGAUGUGGGGGGUAGGGGAGAGUGGGUGGAGAAUCCUGGGAGCUUGGUGUGCAGGGAAAGGCCAGUCAACUGCUCUCUACCUGAGCAGCCCUCCAACGGAACUAUAGUAAACUAUGAGGGGUUGAAUGAGACAGUGUUGGAGGGAACAGUGCUGACUUACCAGUGUGACAAUGGACUCUCACUGACUGGAUCCAACACCAUCAUUUGCACUAAUGCUGGAGUCUGGAACCUUGAGCCUAGCACCAUCAUGUGUGUGUCCCCAACAACUGUCCCUCUACUGGCUGAUAACGUUGGGGCUAUAGCUGGUGGUUCUCUUGGCAGUCUGUUUGUGGUGGUGGUACUGGUUGUUGUGGUGUUCAUAGUCUUAGUAAAGAAAACAAAAAGUAGCACCCAACUGUCAGACAAUAAAGUUCCAAAAGUCGCAGCUGGUCCAGUAUACGAGGAAGUCGGUCUAGUAACAGCACAAAGAACACAAGACAUUCAAGUGGUGUCUAAUGAAGCUUAUGGACAAAUGGCAAAGCAAAACAUUGAGUUGCAGUCAAACCAGGCUUAUGGAGAACUCAAAUAUACAGCUUAAUUAAUUUAACUGAAAUAGUACUUAAUUGUUUGUUGAUUCAAUAUGGUAUACGAUAUAGCAUUCACUUCUAUUGUCAACAGUCACCAUGCACCUUAUUUUGAUUAUUGUUAUAGCAGCUAUUUAAACAAGCAGUUGCUAUAAAAUCAUUUCUUA
Molecule: messenger RNA, 4927 nt
Organism: Halichondria panicea
Lineage: Eukaryota; Metazoa; Porifera; Demospongiae; Suberitida; Halichondriidae
Exons: 14
Coding region: 3206-4774 (522 amino acids)
Molecular function (GO): protein binding
Source: RefSeq, a predicted model, not a curated record